GUGCUCCCCUCUCCCGGGGCUCCUCCGUGCCGCGGGACCCGCCGUGACCCCGGCCGGGGGAACACGGUGCGGCCCCGCGCCUGCCGUGCGGUGUAAGAGGGAGAGGGGGAGGCCGUAGGAAAACCCCGUUCUUGCAAAAAUGCAGCUCGCUCUUUUCUUGUCCUGGUGCUGCUGCCUGCAUGGAUGCGCGCUGGGCACUGGCUUCCUCUAUCAAUUCCCAGCAUCAACCCUGCAGCACAACUACCCAGAGCAGAGCUCCGGCUCGCCGGGCAGCGGCUUCGCCAGUCGCCGGCACUGGUGUCACUACACGGUCACAAGGACAGUCUCCUGCCAGGUGCAGAACGGGUCAGAAACGGUGAUCCAGAGAGUUUAUCAGAGCUGCCGGUGGCCAGGACCUUGUGCCAACUUAGUGAGUUACAGGACUCUCAUCAGGCCCACGUACAAAAUGUCCUACAGAACUGUGACCACGCUGGAGUGGAGGUGCUGUCCUGGCUUCACGGGGAGCAACUGUGAGGAGGGUUCCUCUGGCCGCCAGCACGGCUCCUUUGCCAGCCAGGACCAAUGCAUGAACUGCACGAGGCUCGCCGAUAUGACCGAGAGGCUGAACACGCUGGAGGCCAAGAUCCUGCUGCUGGAGGCUGCGGAGAAGAGCCCGGCCCUGGAGAACAGCCUGCCCCUCGCCGGCACCGCGGCCACGUGGUUCGAGGAGCUGCUGCCGGACGCCUUCCCCCUGCUGAACCCCGGCACCGUCCUCAGGAAAAACGUGGCAUCUCUUGAGCCUAAAGGACACAGAGGUGCAGAGGAGCAGCUGAUACCACAGGGGAUUCCAGGACAGGUUGGUCCCCCGGGCCCGGUUGGACCCACUGGGCUCCCAGGACCACCAGGGCCAAAAGGAGAGAAGGGACAGCCCGGUGAGAGAGGCCCUGCAGGGCCACCAGGGAUGUUGGGACCUCAAGGACCAAGAGGACUUCCAGGAGAAACUGGGAUCCCAGGUCCCCCAGGUCCUCCAGGGCCACCAGCCACCCCGAGCCUCCCUCUUACCUUCCAGCAAGGGGUUCUCUACUCACUGCAGCCCACAGCUGAAAAGGAAAAUGGAGAACCGCAGCUGGCCUCCACCGUCAUCGACACCAUCAUGGCAGGACUGCCCGGACCGCGGGGAGCGCCGGGGCCCGCGGGGCCGCCAGGGCCACCAGGUGCUUCAGGACCCAAAGGCCCCCCAGGACCCAUUGGAGCCCCUGGAUCACAGGGCUUGCCAGGAUCUCCAGGACAGCCUGGACCAAAAGGAUCCAAAGGAGACCGAGGAGAGAGAGGGCAAGCAGGUCUGCCUGGAGAGAGGGGCAUUAAGGGAUUUCCUGGUGAACCAGGCAAGAAGGGUGAGGAAGGUGACAAAGGCACUGAUGGGGAAGGUGUCCAACAGCUUCGAGAGGCUCUGAAGAUUUUAGCUGAGAGGGUGUUAAUCCUUGAGCACAUGAUAGGAAUUCAUGACUCUUUGUCUUCCAUUGAGCCAGGCUCUGGACAGGAUGUGAUCCCGGGCUCCCCCCUGAGAAGCAGCAUCAAGAUCAAGCGAGGAGGACCCCGGCAGCCCCAGGCCCACCAGAUCCUCUCUUCACUGCUGGAUGAUGCCGAAGCCAGAAGGAGAAGCCACCGGAUGAAGGGAAGUACCAGUUUCCAGGUUUAAGAAGUUGAACCUGCCCUUCAGUGACAAAUGAAUCACUCCACCUGCUGUGUUAACCAGGUCGGACAAGCUGAUGUCAUUCAUGUAGACAGUGAUUUUUGUUAGAAGGGGGAGAUUAAGCAACAAAACUGGCUGGAUUGUUUGUUUUUUUUUUUUUUUACUUUUUAAUUCCCACAUUCUGACAGUUGUCAAACUCAGCCCAGGACAAAAGUGAGCAAAUGGAGUUGUGUUAUUGCCCCUCUGGUUCCUGUGCAGGGCACAGCUGUGUGAGCAAGCUGGGCUGCACUGCUGCAGGGUUUCUGUCAGAGGCUUUCCAAAGAAAAUAUCCUGCAGUCCCUGUGUUCAGCACCCCAAAAGCAAAGCCCAGUGGAAAUUAGGCUAAAAAUGGAGGAGCUCUGCCAGCCCAGCAUUAGCCACACAUUAGAUUGACGGUCCAUAUACACUGUAAAUGUGGCAGUGCUACCAAAAGAGACAUCCAAUUCCAGUCCUUCCUCUAUGGAACCCGGCAUUUUGACAAAUGAGGUUCCAGGCUCCUUCAGGAUGGCUGAAUCCACCAUGCCUUCACUUGGCCCUGCUCUUUAGGAAUCCAGCCAUCCCCAGCCAGGUGAAAUGGCAGAGGCUGAUGCUGGGCAAGCACCAGAGCCUUGCUUUAUCUGCUGUGCAGCUGAGUAACAAAGCUGUGCUGGAGGCAGCAGGGAUGCAAGGUCCUGCCCUGCUUGUGUACCCUCACCCUGCUUGGCCAGUGCCGUGGUGGGGCUCGUUCAGCACCAGCCCACCUGGUUCAGGCUGUGCUUCUGAAUGGUUUGAGUUUUCCACGGGACAUUUCCAAGAAACAAGCCCAGAGCUUUGCAGGACUCUGGGGAGUUCCCUGGCUGCGCUCUGAGUUUCAGCUGGAGUUUAGGGAGGCAAGAAGAUGAGCACAGCUCGAGUGCAGCAGGUUCCUGAGCUCAAGGAGCCAUCCUGUCUUUGCAAUCCCUUUGGGAGAAGGAAAUAAAACCUCUCUGAAUGCAGCCUAGUUUCACACCCAGCACUAACUCUAGACCCAGCACUGAGUCUGAGGAUGUCCAUGGUGCUGUAAGAGCCCAGGUCCCUCCUUCCACUGCUGCCAGGGCAAGAGCUCUGUUUGUGGCCAGCCAAGCAAGGUGCAGCCAUGGGAACGUUCUUGGAAUGAUCAUUCCAUCCAAGAAUUAAAUGUCCAAAAAAAAGGAUGUUUCCUCAUUUGCAGGCUGAUUCCUGUGCAGGAAUUGAGGAGUACUUGGUUACCCCUGUGGUGAAUUGGGACCAUCUUGGUCUGGAUCACAUGGACACUCCAAGACUUCACUGGUGGCUUCCAGGAGAUAAAUCAGCCAGUUGGUGUUGGAAAAUCAGGCCUGAAGAGUGAGGAGAAAUCUCAGUUCAGUCUAAACUCCUGCACUGGGCAGGCUGGUGCCAGCUGUAGUCGAGGCCACAGGAACAAUCUGUCCUCAUGGCAGCUUCAAGAACCAAACCCAACCAAAGCAAUGUUUAAAAAGGGAAAUGGGGAAAUUCAGUUUCGCUGGUCCUGUAGCUACAGGGUUGAAUUUGGGGAAGAGGGAAUACAGUGAGGCCAUUUUUGCUUCUCUGACAUUUCAGAGGCUUCACACUGAACUGAAAGAGAAAUCUUUCUUUCCUCAAGUUCAUCUUCUGAAUUCAAAGAUAUUGCAUGAGCUUGGUGAGUGCUAAUGCUUUAGUCACUCACAUUGCUGAGGCAUUCAUACUGACAAGGAUUUGGAAUUUUUCAUUUUUUAAAACAAAUUACUGACAAGAUGAAAGGAAAAUUUAAUGGAAGUUGUUUGCAAUUAAUUCUGCCAAAUCAAUUGUCAAAGGGCUGUUUAAACUUGGGUUGAGACCACUUUAACUUUUGACAGUAGGAGCUGUGUAAUUUUUUCUCCUUGCUUUGUAUAGCACCACCUCUCUGAUGAGGUACUGUAUCUUUAAAUGGGGGACAGCAGGGUUACAGCACAUGGACUUUCUCUCUCUGCUGGGGUUUCAUUCCUCUCCACUCCCACGUGAGCCGGACCACACUGUUGUGCCACCCCAGUUUAAUUCUGUUUAAAGGUGAGCGCAGCCUCACACACUGACAUUAAUGAAGCUGAUGACCAAGCAAAACCACUCCAACCACGUUCUCCAUCCUAGGCAGGAUCCUGAGGUUCAUUUCAGCCAGGGCAUAUAAUGCUUCUUGCCAUCUCUGUGUAACUUAGGGGAUUUAUUUUGAAUGCGUGCUCAUUUAGAAAUAUAUUUUAAUUGAAAUGUUUAGUGCUUUAUCUUAUGUACAUACUGUGCAAUACCAUAGUGUGUUCUUUUCCUUUUUUUUUUUUUUUUUUCCCUAAGACUUUUUAAAAAUUCUUGGUGUUUGUUUGAGCUCCAGUGUGUUUUUGACUCGGAUCAGCUCUGGUAGUAGUAGCAGUGUUUUCCUUGCCCUGAGCUAACCAGAAGCAGCACAUUGCACAACCAAAACCCUUUGCAAGUCGUGCACCCUCACGUUCACCAGGAACCUGGAACCCCUGGGAGACAGGGAAUGCUCCUCUCCAGAGGGUCUAAUUUGCACUUACUGUAAGGAAUUGAUGGCAAUCCAGGGAAAUAGGAAUAAACUAGGGAGAAGAGCCCUCACCUGCUCCCACCAAACUCCACGGACAUUUUGUCAUCAACUUUCAAAGGAACAGGCCUUACAAAUCAGAUUCAGCCCUGGAGCAGCACGUGCUGGUGCUAUGUGGGCUCUGCUCCAGUGCCUGCCAUGAGCUGUUGUCAUGUGGGACCCUGGGCACUGUGACAAAGGCUUCUAAAGACAAUCAGCUCCUGGAAUUCCCUCCCGAUAGAACGAUUGGAAACCCAUCCUCCUCCACGUUUACAGCUUCUCUCUGACUCAAGAUGACAUUCCACUGGGGGUGUAGGGGUUAAACUGCUCAGAGUCUCUGUGAUUUCUUGGUUUCCUGUGAAGCUGAGGGAUUCAAAGGUGCUAUAUUGUUCACGAGGCACAUUCCCAGCCACAGAAGGAAAUGGUAACUUCUUCACCAGUUAUUUUAAGCAGUAACUUUUUUAUUUAUAUCAGCUGUUUCGUACGUGUGCCAAUGGUCCUGGCUUCUCUCCUGGGAUCAGCUUUACAACCAUUUGGUCUUUUAUAGGGCAGCCAUAGGCAGCAUCUUGCAAUCAUGUGUAAUUUCUUAACUUAGAGCAAGAAUAAAUCUCAUCUGGCAGGAUGAACUCAUUUAUGGCAGGCUUUAAUGUUUGUUGUAAACACAACCUGUUUGUCCCACCUCUUGCAUGGUUACUUAUCUGUUUUCAUAUUGCUAUGUUAUUGUUCAAAAUAUCUAUUUCUCUUUAUUUGCUAUGGGGUUUGUUACUGUAUAUGGAAUGUUUUGUAUUCAGCAUUUUCUUACGGAGCAGAGUGGGAACAGUAUUC
Hirundo rustica (Barn swallow) is the source of this 5093-nucleotide messenger RNA. RefSeq names its product collagen type XXVI alpha 1 chain (gene COL26A1). NCBI's taxonomy places the organism in Eukaryota, Metazoa, Chordata, Aves, Passeriformes, Hirundinidae. The record is from RefSeq and is a predicted model, not a curated record. Gene Ontology annotation, molecular function: protein binding. The transcript is spliced from 17 exons. The coding region runs from base 140 to 1678 and encodes 512 amino acids.